Molecule: messenger RNA, 2112 nt
Organism: Brugia pahangi
Lineage: Eukaryota; Metazoa; Nematoda; Chromadorea; Rhabditida; Onchocercidae
Source: the annotation of a GenBank genome assembly
AUGAAUUACUGUCGCCGCCGUUAUAUUAUCAAUGUAAAGUCACUGUUGUCGCAUAUUGCUAUCAUCACUCUUGUCAUAUCAAUAUCAGUUACUGUUAUCAUUCUAUCACGUCAGUGCAUUAAAUCAUUGUUACCAUUACUAUCAUUUCCCCACAUCAAUACGUUGAACUAUUGUUAUCAUUGUUAUCACAUCAAUCCUACCAAUAUAUUAAAUCACUGUUAUUAUGUCCACCAUACUAACAUAUCAGUCGUAUCAACCAUAUCAGUACAUCGUACCAUUGUUAUCAUAUCAAACAGCUCGUUGGCAGCCAUGUCAAGUCGUUUCGGCUUUCACACAAAUCAUUUUGGAAUAUCGGAAGAAGAACUUGAUUAUGAUGAAAACGAUCCUUCCUGGUUCGAUACAUCACCAGGUGCAAAUAUCUUCUGUGGUAGAUAUGAGUCGGCGAAGCCAUUUGUUAAAAAACUACAUCAUCAGCAACGAGUAUUUCUGGAAGAAAAGUUAGAAGAACGGAGAGAGUUACGUCAAGCAAUACGUGAAAGAGUUUCGCAUGAUUUUGAUGAAAAGCUAAAACAACAUAUGGCGAAGUUUCAGCCAAAGCCUCGGGAACGACUAAUAUUGGAUUUAUUUCUUUCACAACAGAAGAAAGAACUAGAAGAAUCAUUCAGGGAAAGACUAAACGCAAAUCAUGAUCCUGAAUCAAAAUCCAAUCUUGGUGCAUUAAAAGAUUCCAGUACUUUCAUCUCACAUCAUUCAGUGUCUAAAUCUGCAGUACCAGUCGAAUCGACUUCUAUCAAGUCAAAAUCUUGGCUACCAACAGAAGCUUCUACCUUGGUCUAUUCCUCAAAAUCAACUGCUGUUAUCGAUAUAGGAACAUCAUACAUGUCCUCAACAUCAUCUUCAGUGACUGUUGCUAAUCUAGCACCAACUUUCAAUGCAAUUCCUGCAGUUGUUAAUCGAAUAAAUCCAAAGACCACUUCAUCAUUUCCUGCAUACGUUACUUCGGCAUGUGCAACACCGAAAAUUCAACAGCAAUCUUCAGCUUCAAGGAGUACUUCUUGGCCCUUGCAACAGAUUGUAGAGGAACAGCCUCAGUCAAACGAAGCAAGUACUAUUGUUGCGGCUAAACAAAAUGAAUCAAUAACGCAGUCUUUGUCAAAGGUAAAAUCUCUAACUGUAAGCAGCGGAACUUCUGAUGACUCAAAUACUAAAAGUCCGAAUCACUCUCAUCAAAUUUACGGAUAUGAGAUAGCUUUCGCAAGGGCUUUCAUGGCAAAUCUAGCUGAUGUACCAGAUUCUGUCAAAAAUGAAUUGAAAUGUACGAUAAAGGAAAAGAUUUCGAUAUCAACAAAGAAAUUUGCAAAACGAAAUGACAUUGCUCAAAUUGUUCGUUUCUUUAAUAAUUUGCUUAAUGGUUUAACAGUUUAUGGUUUUAAUGGCAAAAUAAUCAACUUAAAGGAUGACGGGUUGGCUCGUGAUUGGGCUAUGGUUCAUAUCAUUGACACGUAUCUGGAUCUUAUUCCACAGGAUAUAAGUCUGUUGAAAGUAGUGGCUGCUGUUCUGUCAUCGCUAACUUUAUCAUCAAUUGCUUUCUCGAAAUUACUCUAUGGCAAAUUGUUUAUUGCAUCGCCGCUUUUGGCAGUCAAUCAUAAUGAAUGCUUAAAGUGCAUUCUGGAUCUAAAAAAGCGUUCCGAAAGAUUUGCCGAAACGAUAGUAGCAUGGCAUUGUCGUGAAAUUGCUAUUAUAAAUUUAUUUAUUGCUUUGAAGAUGUCCAAUAUAAGUGUUGAUCUCCAAGCAACACCAGAAAGUAAUGGCUUAGGAUUAAUGUGGAAAAUGAUCGCUAUAACAAUUGCGGAUAGUUCUGCCUUCGGUGCUAUACUAGUAACAGAGAUUUUAAAGCAGCAUUGGAAUGUGAUGUAUAAAGUUUAUGGUAGACAAAUGGAGAAGCUAAUAAUUCUAAUUGACAAGUCAGUUCUACCGCAGUGGAGAGUUUCAAUCCAAAAAAUUGCACCGGACAGUUCGGAAAUGAAUAAAGCUGUCCAAAAUGUUACGGAAAACUAUUUGACAGCAUUAAAAUUUACUAUUGAUGAUUGUUUGUCAUCAUUUCGUUCAUAA